GAGACCGAGGUGAACGCUGGCGCCUACUCCGCUAGGAGGUGGACGGAGGCGGACGAGCAGGUCGAAGGGGCAGGAGAGGCGCAGACGGCAUUUCCAGCUGAACUACCAACUUCAAGGACAUCGACAUGGGAGGCCGUCGUCCAGUUGACUGAGGCAGUUGCCUCAUCAGCAUUGCGCUAUAUCACUCCAGCUACUGGCAAACUCAUCGACACCAUUUACAUAAAUACAAGAGAUUCCUCAUGCCUUUCUUCUUCUCAAAAUGCUGCAAGAACUAUGAAAAGUGUGAGAAAAUUAGUUAUGUAAAAACGUCAAUUUAAUACCUGAAUUUUAACAUGAUCUUUAAGUUUAUUUAUUUUAAGUUGGGUUUGAACGCCAUGUCAUGAGUGUUCACUGUCAUUUACAUAAGAGUACAUUUAAUUAAAUUUUUUAAUUAUAUUAUAAAAUGGCUUUGCUUUAACACAAUAUAUAUUUAAAAUAAUUUUUCCAAUAAAGUAAUAUAGGGUAAAGAUAUUAAAUCCAUAUUAGCCCUC
Gryllus bimaculatus (two-spotted cricket) is the source of this 530-nucleotide messenger RNA. The record is from the annotation of a GenBank genome assembly. NCBI's taxonomy places the organism in Eukaryota, Metazoa, Arthropoda, Insecta, Orthoptera, Gryllidae.